Cervus elaphus (red deer) is the source of this 1060-nucleotide messenger RNA. RefSeq names its product wiskott-Aldrich syndrome protein family member 1-like. The record is from RefSeq and is a predicted model, not a curated record. NCBI's taxonomy places the organism in Eukaryota, Metazoa, Chordata, Mammalia, Artiodactyla, Cervidae. The transcript is spliced from 2 exons. The coding region runs from base 50 to 475 and encodes 141 amino acids.
GGAACCCCUGCGGCCGGAUCUCACUUACUUGUCUUUCUCGGUGCCGAAGAUGGAGGCCAAGUACUCCGCCAUUUCCCACCCGCCGCCGCCACCGCCGACACCACUGCCGACGCCGACGACCCCGCCCGACGCCCGCCGGAUACGUCACCCGGACGCGACGACGCUCGUUCCGCCCCACCAGCGUGGCGGCGCUGCCCAAUCAGGAGAGGCGCUGUCUGCGCAUGGGCGGGGCUUGGCGCGCGCGGGAGGUGCUCCCCUGGCGGUAGUGGAGCCGGCGAGCCGCCCGCCAGCGCCACCUCCCGGCUCUCGUUACGUUCUCCGGGCCCGCGCCAACGCUCCUAGCGCCCUCGGCUGGGGCCCCGCGACCUCCACCGGCGUUCCGCAGUGGCCAGAGAAGCCAAGCGCUCAAAGUGCGGCUUCGGAGGAGGCAGCGGCCGAGGGGCUUUUCCACGCAGUCCCUGGGCCCGGACCCUGAGCGCGCCUGUCCCGCGUGGGGGUUUCCGCGGGCUGUCUGCAGUCUCAAGUUCAUAAACAGAGAAUGCCACAAAAAGUUUUAUCCUGGGAAGAAGCCUGCACAAAAAUGAGUUUUAUCCUGGCAGAAAUGCUUUGGCAGUGUCUACUGUGUUAAAAUGUGGUAUGGAGCACAUUUGAGAGUGAAGGUAACAAUGAUAAUCAGGUGCUUGUAUAGCCCUCAAAGCAGGUGUGAGGAGGACUCGGUUCCCUCUGAACACAGUUUGAGAACUGCUUUUUUGGUUGGUGGGUGUCAUAGCGGGGGCUCUGAUGCUAUUUGUACUUUAGGGGAGGUGAAAUAACCCCUCAACCCUCUUGGGUUCUGGUGGCUGGACUAAUAGUAAAACUGACUCAAGGUAGAUUACCAGGAAAAGAAGAAACUUAACUAAUUCAUGCACAUGGAGGCCCCAUAGAAAUGGGACCUAAGAAGUGGGCAAGGGCUUCCCUGGUGGCUCAGAGGGUAAAGAAUCUGCUUGCAAUGCAGGAGACUGGAGUUUGAUCCCUGGGAUGGGAAGAUCCCCUGGAGAAAGGAAUGGCAACCUACUCCGGU